CUGUCUCUAAUUACAGGUUACGGACCAGACGGAUUCCAAAAGAUUGAAUCUCACGAGUUUUUCAAAAAAAUCAACUGGACUGAUCUCGUUAAUCUCAAAGUAACUCCUCCUUUCAAACCUGUUUGCAUGCUCGAUAACCUCGCCUUCAACUUUGACAAGGAAUAUACUAGCAAAACACCGAAAGAUUCUCCAGCGGCUCCUCCCAGUGCUUCUGCUCACGAGUUGUUCCGAGGAUUCAGCUAUGUAGCGCCUUUCCUUGUGGAUAGACCUGAUGGCACAAAUUUACCUCAAGAUGAUCAAAGUGAGUAUCCAAUCGGCUUAAAUAUGUGCCGUAUAACUGUGUCGGCUUUGCGCUUUAUUGAAAUGAAUGCCAGAGAUAAACGAGGACAAAAUGUGUUCUCACUACGUCACUUGAACCCCAGCCCCCACAACCCGCGCAGUGUCUUUAUUCACAGCGAGAAAAAUUCAGAUCUCACAAUGACUUAA
Molecule: messenger RNA, 486 nt
Organism: Rodentolepis nana
Lineage: Eukaryota; Metazoa; Platyhelminthes; Cestoda; Cyclophyllidea; Hymenolepididae
Source: the annotation of a GenBank genome assembly